AUGGAGAGGGAUAAUUUGCUGGAACAGUUGGAUAAAGUUAAUUCAAAAAUUGAUAGGAUUAGAAGUGAAAUAAAUCAAUUGAGGAGAGAGGAAAAAAAUUUUUUAAAAAUUAAAGAAAAGCUUGAAAAUGAACUUAAAGUAAAAGAUAAUGAUGUUGAUGAUGAUUUAUCAUUUUGGGAAACUCCUGAUAAACCUUGGUUAAUAGAAGGAAGAAAAUUACUUAAUGAAGUAUUUCAACUUAGUGAUUUUCGCCCUUUACAAAUAUCUGCAAUAUCAGCUAUCUUAUCAAAAAAAGAUUGCCUUCUUAUUAUGGCAACAGGGGGUGGUAAAUCAUUGUGUUAUCAAUUACCAAGUUUAUUGUGUGAUGGUGUAACUCUUGUAAUUUCACCUUUAAUUUCAUUAAUCGAAGAUCAAAUACGUCAACUUAAAAAAUUAUCUAUUAAUGCAUGUUCAUUUAAUCAAAGUACUGAUAAGGCGGAAGUAAAACAAAUAAUGGAUGAUUUAAGUUCUUCUAAACCAAUAAUUAAAUUAUUAUAUGUAACACCAGAAAGAUUAGCUAAAAGUAAAAAAUUAAUGAAUAAAUUAGAUAUUUGUUCAAAAAAUGGUAAUUUAAAUUUUAUUGCUGUUGAUGAAGUUCAUUGUUGCUCAACGUGGGGACAUGAUUUUAGACCUGAUUACAAAUUUUUAAAUAUUCUUAAAAGACAAUUUGGAGUACCAAUUAUUGGAUUAACAGCAACAGCUACAAGUAAAGUUGUUGAUGAUAUAAAAGAUAUGCUUGAAAUUCCCAGAGCCAUUGUAUUUAAAGCUGGAUUUAAUAGAGAAAAUCUUGUAUACGAAGUUAGAGAUAAACCAAAUUCAUUGGAUGAAUUCGUUAUGGAAGUUGUUAAUGAAAUAAAAGAAAAUUUCAAAGGUCAAUCUGGUAUUAUUUAUUGUUAUUCAAGAAAAGAUUGUGAAGAUUUGAAUAAAAAAUUAAAAUUAAAUGGUAUUAAAUCUGCCUUCUAUCAUGCCUAUAUGGAAGAUAACUAUCGUACAAAAGUUCAUGAUGAUUGGAGUUCUGGUAAAAUUGAUAUUAUAGUUGCUACUAUUGCUUUUGGAAUGGGUAUUGAUAAACCAGAUGUCCGUUUUGUCAUUCAUCAUUCCAUUUCUAAAAGUAUGGAAAAUUAUUAUCAAGAAUCUGGAAGAGCAGGUCGUGAUGGUAAAAAGUCAAAAUGUAUAUUAUAUUAUUGUAUUUCUGAUGUCUUUCGCCUUAGUUCUAUGGCAAAUGAAGAGAAAUGUGGAUUAGAUAAUCUUAAUGAAAUUGUAAAAUAUUCUAUAGAAAUUGACAGUUGUCGUCGUAUAUUAAUAGCGUCUCAUUUUAAUGAAGUUUGGGAACCAUCUUGGUGUAAUAAUCAUUGUGAUAAUUGCUCCAAUUCAAAAAGAUAUGAUGUUUCAUCAAUUAAUAUUUAUGAAUAUUUUGAAAAAUGUAUUGAAAUUAUAGGUGAUUACAUGAAAAAGAAAGAAGAAAGAAUAACUGGUAAUAAGUUAGUUGAAGUUGUGGCGAAAUAUUUUAAAGAACAAACAAAAAGUUUUAUAAAAAAAGUGAUAAGCAAAUUAAUAUUAGAUGGGUUUUUAAAUUUUGAUUUUAAAUAUACUCCAUAUUCAAUUAUUACAUAUAUUCAACCUGGAAUGGCUUUAGAAUAUAAAAGUAAAGAAAUGUGUACAAUGAAAAUUUUAGAUACAGAAAUUACCUUAUCUCAUAGUAAAAAAAAAAGAAAAAUUGAGUGA
Molecule: messenger RNA, 1764 nt
Organism: Strongyloides ratti
Lineage: Eukaryota; Metazoa; Nematoda; Chromadorea; Rhabditida; Strongyloididae
Product: ATP-dependent DNA helicase Q1
Exons: 2
Coding region: 1-1764 (587 amino acids)
Biological process (GO): double-strand break repair via homologous recombination
Cellular component (GO): cytoplasm; chromosome
Molecular function (GO): nucleic acid binding; four-way junction helicase activity; 3'-5' DNA helicase activity
Source: RefSeq, a predicted model, not a curated record